Molecule: messenger RNA, 1854 nt
Organism: Temnothorax curvispinosus
Lineage: Eukaryota; Metazoa; Arthropoda; Insecta; Hymenoptera; Formicidae
Exons: 4
Coding region: 396-1211 (271 amino acids)
Source: RefSeq, a predicted model, not a curated record
AAUUCUUGUCAUUUUAUUCGUCUACAAUUAAUUUCAUAACGUUUUUAAAAAAGAAAGUAUAAGAAUGUUAUAUUAACGUAAAAGUACAAUUGGCUCAUUAGCUCAGUUGGUUAGAGCGUCAUGUAUUUUACUUUAACAAUUAUAUAUGUAUCUAUUUUAAAAUAUUUAAAUUUAAUUGAAUUGUAAAGAAAUACAAUAGCACUUGGAAAUAAAUAUUUAGAAAAUCGCGAAUAAAUAAAUCUUACUUUCUCGGUAUAUUUCUUUUGAAUCUUUAUAAGAAAUAAUUGUGAAUAUUUUCGCACUGCAAAAUUCACAUCUUUUUGUUUCAUCGUCUGCUAAAUAUAAAAUACAUAUUUUUGAACAUGUGAUUGAACGCGGGACGUAUUUUAUCUUAAAUGGCAUCUUUUUGGUCCAGGCUCCAAAUUUUCAGUUUACUCUCACUAAAUAAUAAAUAUAACCUCCGGUUGAAGCAACAUUCGUGGCAUUACGCUAAGUCUGUCUGUUUAAAGAAAAAGGAUUAUAACAGGAGAUCGAUAUCAACUCUAUCGAAGAGAUCUGAGCGUUAUUAUGGAUUAAAGAAAAAGACGCGGGGUACUUUGAGCUUUCAAACGGCAUUAUCGACAAAAACGAAGAAGUUUGCGGAACGGAAGUCGACCCUUUGGGAAUACGUGUUUGGUCCUAAGAGAUCCUCAAAGAAUCACCUGGCCGAACGUCAGGAACAAACGCGUUGCGAGGAGGAUUCGCGUUGUCAGGCGAUACCGGGAAAUGUGCUGGUCUAUACCGAUUCGGCUAAAUCAGCGAAAGACUCGAGAAGACUCGUAGAGCCACAGCCUAAACCACCACCAUUGUAUAAAUUGCCUAGAGCUGUAUUGCUGAACAGAGCGAUGGCGGAAGGUUUCGUUGAGAAAGGCGACUGCGAGAGUAAGAUGAUAACAUCUACAGCAUCCAGAAAAAUGUACGAAGAAAUGAGGCCGGCUUCAAAUACCAAAGGGAUCGCCGAGUAUCGAGAGAACGUUAUUAGACCGUCGGUGGAUGUUAAACCGCAUGAGAAAUCGACAUCUCAUCGGGUGUCGAUACCAAUAAACGCUCACGUUGCUACGGCGAAGAUAUUGCGCCAGGCGAUGUCGCGGGAAGAGCCACGAAUACACUCGAGAAUCGAGCAACUCAAAAUUUUAGUGAAUGAGAAAAUCACCAAGUCCCACAACGUAUGACGCGAAUAAUAGAUCCGUAAUGUAAAAUUUCUGAUGCAGGCUAAAUAAGCGAUGUACAUACAAAUUGAUAUACAGGGUGGCUCAUUUUGAUGAAGUAUCCUCUAUUAAAUUAGGUAUAAUAGAGACCGUUGAUCAUGUACUCGUUCACGAUUUUUUUUCAACAUGUUGCCAUUUGAUUUCUCACAAAACCGCAGUCGUUUAAUUUAUAUUCUAGAAUGUUCAAGGUAUUAUUUUUGAACCCGAUUGGACCGAUGCCAUUAAAAUGGCAAUCAUUAAAAAUCGACUGGGUCAAUACGACCCAUCAGUGUGACUACCGCGGGAUUCUAGAGAAGUGUGACUACGAAGGGUUAAUCUAGAUUAUCAUCUUCUCCCUCCCUUUAAUAACCCAAAUAAUUUUUAAUAAUUUAAAUAUUUUUAAAUGAUAUUCCAGUGGAUAAAUUAAAAUGAGCCACUCUGUAAGUAUAACGGAUAAUAAUAAUAAAAACGUUUUCGUGAGAUCUUCUGCUCGACUCGACGAGUCGUAUCAUUUAAACUAAUUAAAUUAAAGACCUGUAUGCAAUAAAUAAAUUAUUCUUUUGCACUUUCAAAUUUGGUUAAAAAACGGCUCCGAAGGAACGUAUAAAUUUGUUGCGUACUCAAGCUC